Messenger RNA from Musca domestica (house fly), 1894 nucleotides. RefSeq names its product endonuclease III-like protein 1 (gene Nthl1). The transcript is spliced from 4 exons. Lineage: Eukaryota; Metazoa; Arthropoda; Insecta; Diptera; Muscidae. Gene Ontology annotation, biological process: nucleotide-excision repair; base-excision repair; base-excision repair, AP site formation. Bases 142 to 1545 code for a protein of 467 amino acids. Gene Ontology annotation, cellular component: nucleus. Gene Ontology annotation, molecular function: DNA binding; DNA-(apurinic or apyrimidinic site) endonuclease activity; oxidized pyrimidine nucleobase lesion DNA N-glycosylase activity. The record is from RefSeq and is a predicted model, not a curated record.
UAAACAACAGAGGUCCCUCUUUUUUUCUUUCUGUUCAUUUUUUAUCAAGUAUUCCUUUUUGGCUUUUAUAUUCGCUUCGUUUCCCAAUCGCUCCGCAUCCGUUCUGUUCAGCAACACAACAACAGGACAGAAGAGAGAUGUAUGAGAUGUAUGUUUCGAAAAACGAUUUCAUUUGCGCUGAGAACUAUGAGCACCAAUCAAUCUAAACAAACAUUGGCCAAAAAAUUGAGUGCCUCUGCGAGGAAGGUACCAGUAAGACUCCAAGACGGAACAAGUUCUAACCUCACCACCGAAAUUAAGGCAAAUACAAAAUCGAACUUGAAGAGAUCAUCUAAGAAUAAAAAUGAUUUGAAAGAUUCAAUAGGAAAAGAGUCAACAACUAAUAAAAUUAAUGCAAUCCCAAAAGAUGUAAUAGAUGUGAAAACUAAGGAGCCCAAAAGAAUUUCCAGAAACAAGGCGGAAAAGGAUUUAAUCGAAGAGAGUCCACUGGAAGUUCUACCCAAUGCUACAAGUUUUCUAAUAAAGCGUCAACAUAAUGUUGAAGUACCAUCUACCUCAGCUUUAUGUGGAAAAGAAGUCGUUAAAAGCCGUAAAAAGUCAACAAAGAAAAGUUCCAAUAAUGAAAUUAAAGAUGAAAUAAAAACAGAACACAGUGUUGAUGUACCAUCGACUUCAAACGUAUUAGAAACUGACACUAAUAAGUCAGUUAAAAAUAAGAAGGUCACAAAAAAAACUCCACAGGAAAACCCCGAAACAUGCAAAGAGGAAAUUGCCGACAAAUGGGAACCAGAAAAUUGGAAAACGAUUUUAGAAAAUAUUCGUAUAAUGCGUUCAAAGGAUAAGGCACCUGUUGAUACCAUGGGUUGUCAUAAAUGUGCCGAUGAAAAUGCAGAUGAAAAGACACAACGUUUUCACAAACUGGUAGCCCUAAUGUUAUCCAGCCAGACGAAAGAUGACACCACCUAUCAUGCUAUGCUGCGUUUGAGAGAGCAUACCUUAACUCCAGAGUCUAUAUGUGAAAUUAAGUUAAAUGUUCUGGAAAAUAUAUUGCAUCCGGUAUCAUUUUAUAAGAACAAAGCAAAAUAUUUACAACAAACAUCUAAAAUACUCAUUGAAAAAUACAAUUCCGACAUUCCGAAUAAUAUAAAAGAACUCGUGGCUCUACCUGGUGUUGGACCGAAAAUGGCUCACAUUUGUAUGGCAACAGCAUGGGAUAUUACCACGGGCAUAGGUGUUGAUGUUCAUGUUCAUCGUAUCUGUAAUCGUUUGCGAUGGUUGCCAAAACCAACAAAAGAACCUGAGGAAACACGAAAAGCCCUAGAGAAUUGGUUGCCUCGUGAUUUGUGGCAGGAGGUUAAUUAUUUGUUAGUGGGAUUUGGUCAAACCAUUUGUACGCCUCUAAGACCGAAAUGUGUAAAAUGUCUCAAUUGCAGUAUAUGCCCAGCGGCACCGAAAACAAAGGACACCGCGGAUAAAAGAGAAAACAACGAAGUUUCGGAAUUGUGUCAAAAGGCUACGUUUAAAAAGAAGAAGAUGCAUAUUUAGUUUCCAUUAUUUAUGUGGUGUAUACAUGUGUUAUAACAAAUCUCAAGGAGAUCGAAUCUUACGUACCGUGUAUGUGAAUAAAAUAAAAAUGUAUAUGUAUUAUUUUUUAGAUUAAUAAUUAAAUCUGACUUAAAAAUUCAACAUGUUUGGUGAUUAUUAAGCGUGCAAACGGAGAUCAAGGAGAUCGAAUUUUACGUACCGUGUAUGUGAAUAAAAUAAAAAUGUAUGUAUAUGUAUAAUUUUUCAGAUUAAUAAUUAAUUCUGACUUAAAAAUUCUACGUAUUUGGUGAUAAUUAAGCGUGCAAACGUGAAGAUAAAUUGUAAAAUGUAGUGGCAAAGAUAAAACGCA